Solanum dulcamara is the source of this 974-nucleotide messenger RNA. RefSeq lists its product as uncharacterized. The record is from RefSeq and is a predicted model, not a curated record. The coding region runs from base 31 to 867 and encodes 278 amino acids. Lineage: Eukaryota; Viridiplantae; Streptophyta; Magnoliopsida; Solanales; Solanaceae. The transcript has a single exon.
UCUCAACAAUUUCUUGUACAUAAAAAUUAAAUGAAUACAGAUUUCAAUUUCAACAGUACUUGUACUUCUCCUUAUAUAAGUGCACCUUCAAGUCCUCAACAUUUUGGUACGAUGUUUUUUUAUAGUGCCCCUACUAGCCCUACUCGUAUCUCCGCACUUAACGGAGAAACUAACGUUAGUCAUGACGAAUAUGAUGAUACAAAUGAAUUCGCUUUUGAAUUUAGAGGACAUGAAAUAAUGGAGAAAACUACAAUAGCAGCUGACGAGUUAUUUGAUGGUGGAAAAAUCAAGUUAAAGCCAGUAGUAUCUUUUGAUGAGUCAUCGAAAUUCAAACAAAAGAAGAAAGAUAUUGAAACAACAAUAUCAGAAGAAAAUUACGAUAAAAACUCUAAAUUAAAUCCUUCUGCAGGUUCGAGUAGGCACAAAGCAACGCGAUCGUUAUCUCCUAUGAGAGUAUCGGAUCUUCUGUUGAUCAAUGAAAAUGAUGAAAAUAGUAUUGAUUCGGAAAAAACAGAGUCCUCUGUUUCAUCGUUGAUAUCGUUAUGGAACAGAAGAUGGAAAUUGAAAGACUUGUUGUUGUUCAGAAGUGCUUCUGAGAGUCGAGCUAGUAGUAAUACGGAAGAGUUAAAUAAGUACGCGAUGGUGAAGAAAGCACGUCAAGAAGACGUGAAGAAGGAGGGAUUGAGCUCAAGGAGGAAGAAGAUGGGUACGAAUUCGGCUCAUGAAUUGCAUUAUAAGAUGAAGAGGGAGGUGUUGAAAGAUAUGAAGAAGAAAACAUUCUUACCAUAUAAGCAAACUGUACUUGGUUGGCAUGGUUGUUAUGGCCUUGAUGAUACAAUUUCAGUGUACAUAAAUCCUCGUCAGUAGUUUUAAUCUGAUUAUUUCCAAUAUGUGUAAUUAUUUAUUUGUUUGAUAUAUACAUUUCCCUUGUUACUUGAUGAGAUUAAUUUCUAAAGUUGUUGAAUUCAUUUGGG